UUAGUUUUAACAAACAUGGAAGCAAACAACGUCAAUCGGGCACCCGUGGACGCACGCCCUCCAAGCUCUGGUGGAUCGGACGCCGUCGGCUCUUCACAGCCACCGCCGGUUCGUCCACUAAUCCGAGUCGACUCACGAACAGGUUUAACACCACCAUCUUUGAGACAACCUGCGCCAUCGCAAGUGCAACCUAGACCACAAUUUGUACCUGGAGGACCUGUGACAGGUCCGCAAGCAUUCAGGGCCGGCGCUCCAAUACUUAGAGGUCCAGCGCCAACUGGAACACCACAACAGAUUAGAUCGGUCCCACCACCACUUCGUCCAUUUGGUCCGCAAUCUGUUGCACCGCAGCAGGGACCUAGACCACAAUCACCAACUAUUAGAGCGCCUCCUCCGAACAGUUUACAGUUCGGUCCGAGGCAGCCUACAGCUGCAAGUGCGCUUACACCAGACGGUUUUCGACCACAAGUAGGACAGACCAACGGGGCGUAUAAAAACGGGGUACAACUGGCUUCUGAUCAAUUUUCAAGACAGCCUUCACAAGGCUCUUUAAAAGGACUUGACGCAAAUUAUCAAAACAAACCAGCCAACCUGGAGAACCCAAGUGAAAUUAAAAAUGAGAAUCAAAAUGGCAGCAAAGCUGAAAACGGCUUCGAAGCGCCGGGAAUGGCGAAAGGAAGAAGUUAUAGUAUCGCGGCCGCCCCUGGUGCUCCUAGUCCGCUUAAAGCAGAAGACGAUCGGCGAAAAUCUGUUAGCGCCAUAGGUGGCAGGAUUGAAGAGUUUGCAAUUCGUAGUCCAGGUCUUGGAUUAAUACAAGAAGGAAAAACUGACAGUAAAGAUAAUAUUCGCGAAUCUAAAGAAAGCCUCCCAUCUGAAUCCAAUGAAAGUGUUAAAGACGUUCCUGAUCGGCCCGAUUCUCGUUUAUCUGGUUCUAAAAUGACAGAAUCAUUUAUAGGAACGUUACCAAACACAACACCGGCGAAGAAGGUAGAUGAUGAUGACGAUGUUAUAUUGCAAAACAAUCAAGCGAGCGUAAAAAAUGUAUCUGAGCCUCCUAAAAUGCAAGCUAAAGAAGAUUUGUCUGAUCGCUCUCCCUCUUUGACUCGCAGUGAUGAUUCUCCGGAACCAAAACAGAUUACAGUGACUGCUGCAAUCCCCAAUAAGUCUCAAAAUGGAACUCCUGAGCCGCGUCCGAAAACACCUAAAUCUGAAAAUAUAAAAACAGAAAUAAAAUCUGAUGGAAAAUCAGAUGUUAAAAAGGAGGCUAAACUUGCAGUUACACCCAAUAAACCCGUCUCGAAAUCUCCUGUGCCGGAUGCGAAACCAACAACACCGGUCGGUACAAAAAAACCAAAUGAAUUAAACAUGUCUAUAACAACAGAAUCAAAGAAAUCAACUCCUCGCAAAGCUGCUUCUGCACCUAAGGCCCGACCGAAAGAUGGGGAUAACGACAGUGGAGUUGACGAAUCUACACAAGGAAAUGACAUAAACGGUUCCCCUGGAUCGCCAAAUAAAAAGCUUCCAAGCAAGUUGCCCACAAAAGAAAAAUCGAGUAACAGCUUAAAAACUAGUCUCUCCCGAUCAUCGAGCAAGAGUGCAACAGCGAAGACACCAGAAAACCCGCCACCGGCUGAGAAGAAAAAGGUACCAAUGAAUAAAGUUCAAGUUGGAAACGCGCCAUCACCAAAUUUGAAAGCAGUGAAAUCAAAGAUCGGCUCCUUGGAUAACGCUACUUAUAAGCCUGGCGGUGGUAAAGUGAAGAUUGAAAACCGAAAGUUGGAGUUCGGUAACAUAACUCCUAAAAUUGCAGCCAAGAAUGAAGCUUACACCCCUAGUGGUGGUUCUAAAAAGAUAUUAACCACAAAAUUGGAGUGGAAUGCUAAACCGAAGGUGGGAUCUCUACAAAAUGCUGCUUACAAGCCCGGAGGCGGAGAUAAGAAGAUCGAAACUGUCAAACUAGAUUUCAGCGAAAAAGCGAAACCUAAAGUGGGUUCUACAGCGAACAUAACUCACAAGCCAGGCGGGGGAGCUAUUAAGAUUGAAAAUCAAAAAUUGGAAUUCAAAGCACAAAGUAAAGUCGGUUCCCUGGACAAUGUAAAACAUAAACCAGGAGGCGGUGAGAUCAAAAUAUUUGAAGACAAAGAGUACAUCAAGCAGAUGACCGGCCAGUCGCCAGUGCCCACGAGCCGCAGUCAAUCGCGACAGGAGAGUCCAUUGCCGCCUGUAUCGCAGACUCCGAAAUCGGACGAGAAUUUGAAUCAAGAGCAGUGUUAGAGCACACGCUUUACAUUUCCAACAAACAACACUAACUUUUGUAAUCAAAUGUCCAAACCUUUUGUAUAUUUUUAUCUUUGUUACACGUAUUUAAAGUCGAAAUCUGUCUUAUUUGAAUGAUAAAAUAUUUAUGUUUAUACUAUUGAUUAGUUAUGUGAAGGACUGACGCAAUAAUGAUUCGCAUAUCUUCAUGGGCAAUUCUUUAAUCAAUAAUGUCUUGCUAAUUACUGAUUUAAUUAUAAAAAAUUAAGCAUUCAUAAUUUCAUUAGUACAAUCACUAAUUAAUUUCCUUGACAAUUGCACUUUUCUUUGAAUUCUAUCCCGAUGAGCUGUGUAUGAAAAUAGAUAUCAAGUGCCAAUUCCUAUUGUAUUUGCUAGAUACAUAUUAUAACAUUAUGUUAUAUUCUAUACACCAAUGUACACGACUACAGUUAUUACAGUGAUUAUAAUAUUCUAAAAUCCAUGAACCACAGCACCGCACCCUCCAAUAUAACUGAUUUAUAUUUAUACAACUAUACGGAUCGAUUGUAUUUACUAAUGUAAUAAGUAUUGAUUUUCAGGUGUUUAUAAAUAAAUGUCCGUUUGUAUUUGUAGUAGUGUUCGCGGAUAUAUUAUAGCUUAUAAACUUUGUUACUUCCCAUUCUAUAUGUAUAUUUUAUUAGAUUGUGCACUAAAUAAAUAAGUGUAUUAUAUUUUGGAGUGCAAUCGUGUAGAAUGUAGUUCUUGACACAGCAUUCAACAAAACCAAUGAUACUGCACCCACAGAGUAAGGUUUUCUUAAAUUUGUAGUUAUCUACACAUGGCAUUUUAGUAGCUUUUUUACCGCUUGUUAUAAUACAUAAUAAUAUUUACUUAUAUAUUGAAGAAACGUAAAUUCUGCUGUGCCGAGAACAGGCGCGGAGUUGUGAUUGACUGACGAGUUUUAUUAGAGUAUUCAAUGUUUUAUAUGUAACUAUGGAUGUAAGUGAUUAGGUCUAGAUAGUGUGUAUCCAUUCAGUAAUGCUAUUCAGUCACAAUAAUACUUGCAUUGAUAUUUUAAAUAACAUCGGUAUAUUUUUAUGAGUAACUAAAAGUGUAGAAAUUACGAUGACUAAGAUUCCUAAUCGAUAGUUACUCAUGUAGGAUUUAGUUUUAAUUUUAGACUUUACAGCUUUGCAAAAGUUUACCUACCUAUUUAAAUCCAUACGAACUAAGCUAAUAGUAACCCUUAGACAAUUUUAUUCUGUCAUUUGAUCUAGAAUAUUUUGUGGACGCGAAAGACGUAUUAUAUGCCAGUAUGGUGAUCAUUUAAUACAAUUUAACAACAUU
Molecule: messenger RNA, 3582 nt
Organism: Manduca sexta (tobacco hornworm)
Lineage: Eukaryota; Metazoa; Arthropoda; Insecta; Lepidoptera; Sphingidae
Gene: tau
Product: microtubule-associated protein tau
Exons: 8
Coding region: 16-2274 (752 amino acids)
Biological process (GO): neuron projection development; microtubule cytoskeleton organization
Cellular component (GO): neuron projection
Molecular function (GO): microtubule binding
Source: RefSeq, a predicted model, not a curated record